UUAAAGUGUAUUGCAGGAUAGGGUCCAGUCAACGUUUUCCCAUUUUAGAUGAACUAAAAUCAGGUAAAUGUCUAUCUACCUGCUGGUUCACCAUAUCCUGCUUUUGGGUUGUUUCUGGUAUAUUUGUCAGGUCAUUUUAUAGAAAUUUAUCCUUCUUUGGCUUUAUACUUGUACUCGUUUAUAUCAGUUUCAUUGUAGACAUGAAGACUGUAAAUGACAUCCAGAUGUGAAGCAUUUAACGUCUUUUGCUUUGCAACAGGGAGAUCGAUCAUCAAUGAUUAGUCUGUCUUUUAUUCUGAAGGACUGCAUUGUAUCCUCCACAGCCUCACACAGUUGCUCCUCAAGAGAUCAAAACAGGCUCAACUUCCAAGUUACCAAAUGUAUUAAACAGGACGUAACUUAAGUGUACAUCAGUCAGUGUUUUGAAGAAGACCAAAGAAAAAUCAAAAACGCAUGAUUUUUGUGGCCAAAAAGUGAAUGGUUAUUUAAAAACUGAGCCAGAUAGCCAUAAAAAGUUCAGUUUUCGAAGGUCAUUUUGACUAAUAAUCACAUUCUGCACCACGCCGAAGGUAGACUGAAGCUGAUUAUACUUCUAUGCAUGUUUGCUUUGCUUGUUAUCCGUUUGACCGUCUGCAUCUGUGUUUUCUGAGCAAAUCUACCUCCAAUCUGCCAGUCCUCCUGGUGACUCACUCCAGCACGGAAAGUGUCGUCGUUUAAAGGGACAAGAGAAACGUCUCAGACCGCAAUGCAGGGCUGUAUCAUUUUCAUCAGCUUGUUUUUAACGGCGGCCCGAUCCCAAGAUAUCCAUCCCUCACAGGCUUCAUCCUCCAUUAGCGAGUCUUGUGACUCCCUGUGCUCAUGUGAGGUGAAAGACGGCAUCCUUCAUCUCAACUGCGAGCAAAGGAACAUCAGCAAAAUCUCCCAAAUCAAAAUCCCCCCAGGCGUCCCCUUCCACCUGAACCUUUAUAAAAAUGACCUGGUUGAGCUUCGGACUGAGGAAAUGGAAGGGCUUAAGGGUGCCCUUUCCCUGCAUGUCGGGGGUAAUAGCAUACAAGAGCUGGAGCCAGGGGUCUUCAGCUCCCUGGGAACGCUGAAAAAGCUCCACAUAAACAGCAAUUUCCUUGUCACCCUGAAAGAGGACACUUUUCAAGGGUUGGUGAAUCUGGAGUUUCUUCAGGCUGACACAAACUUUAUCCAGGUCAUUGAACCGGGGGCCUUCAACAAACUGAUCCGCCUCAAAGUCCUGAUCCUCAAUGACAACUCCAUUGAGUUUUUACCUAACAACAUUUUCCGCUUUGUGCCCCUUACGCACCUGGACCUGCGAGGCAACAAGCUGCAGACGCUGCCGUAUGUGGGCUUCUUGGAGCACAUUGGCCGGAUUAUGGAGCUGCUCCUGGAGGACAAUAGCUGGAUCUGUGACUGUGAUAUUUUACAUUUGAAAAUCUGGAUGGAAAACAUGAGAUCCCAGUCCGCCAUCGGGGAUGUGGUUUGCAGCGCACCGCAAAACCUGAAAGGGAGCAUCCUCGCUAAAGUCAAGCGGGACGUUUUGUGUCCGUCCCACGCGGAUAUCAACCUGGAGGAGCCGUCAAAGUCAUUGGAUAUGGUUGUUACUCCUUCAUCCAAAGCGUUUCAGAUCCCCAAACUGAACAAUGCCAAAGAUGAUGCUAGGGUCCCAACACCAUCCCACCCUCCAGGUAGUCCCUGCGCAAGUCACUGUUCCUGCCACAAUCACCCUGUGUCCGGCUUUUUGAUGCACUGUCAGGAUGGAGGGAUCCAAAAGGUCUCAGACAUUGGAAUUACUCAGCGUAGUCCUACCAAACUGAUCUUGACAGGAAAUAUGAUCCAAAAACUUUUGAAAUACGAUUUCGUUACGUACGACAGUUUGGAGACCCUCAACUUAUCCAACAACAGAAUUGAUUACAUCGAUAACGAGACUUUUCUUAGUUUGAGCAGCUUGAAAAAGCUGUUUUUGAAUGGAAAUAAACUAGAAAAGCUGUUCUCCACAAUGUUUGUGGGACUCCACAACCUCGAAAAUCUUUAUCUGGAAUACAACCUGAUCAAAGAGAUUGCUCCUGGCACUUUUAAUCCCCUGCCAAACCUGAAACUUUUGUCUUUAAAUAAUAACCAGCUCAGUUCUCUUCCAGCGCAGAUUUUUCGCAACGUGCCCCUUGCCAAAUUAAACCUGAGAAAAAACCUGCUCAUGCAUCUGCCAGUGAGCAACGUGCUCGAUCAACUCGACUCACUGGAGCAGAUUUAUUUAGAGGACAACCCCUGGGACUGCAGCUGCGACUUGCUCAGCCUUAAACAAUGGGUGGAGAAGCUGCGGAAAGACACAGUGGUGGGCUCAAUUUUGUGUCACACUCCAAAGAAAGUGAUGGAGAGCGAGCUUAGAAGUCUUCAUCACGAGGCGCUUUGUCCCGGGUUAGGGACCUACCACCCGGUGCCUCCCAGCGGUGAGGAGAGUGUAACAGCCACUUUGGGGCCUGACGGGAGCAGCGGGUUGUUCAUUUCCCUAACAGACACCAUCCCACUUUCUGUGCUCAUCUUAAGCCUUCUCAUCUUCGUCCUCAUGAUUAUAUUCUGCUCAGCCGGGCUGGUGGUGUUUAUGGUGCACAGACGGCGGCGCAGGGCGAAGAAAAAGGCAGCAGAGGAGCAGCCUAACCCCAACACCACCAGCAGUUCCCCCAUCCAUUUGCAUUACAGCAUGUAUGGACAGAAAACCACUCACCACACCCUGACGCAGAGAACCGGGUCGGCCACUCUGUAUGAAGACAGAUCGCACAGUCCUAUUGUGCAGAUCUGCCGCAACCCCACGUAUUGCUCCCAACACAAGGAGCACGACACUUUGGAUUACGAUGAAUCCGGCCCCAAGCAUCACGUCUGCAGAAGCAUCAUGGAGAGGGAGAACACGUCCCCCCUGACGGGAAACCCCUGCCCCAAGUUCAGGCCAAUGGGCGGAGAGUGCCAGGCGGAGUUUAUGACUCUUGGAAAUCCCAACUCCUUGUACAGGAACAUUCUGGACAGGGGGGAGAAGGAGCUCCAGCAGCUUGGAAUUACCGAAUACUUCAGGAAAAACAUGUCCCAGCUCCAGCCCGCCAUGGACCUGCAGGGCCCGGGGCACCAGGAGGAGCUGAAGCUAAUGGAGGCCAUAAUGUACACAAGACCACGCAAGGUCAUGCUGGAGCAAAUGAAAAAUGAGUACUUUGAACUGAAGGCCAACCUGCACACCGAACCAGACUACUUAGAAGUUCUGGAGCAUCAGACUGCGUUUAACUGAACUGAAGCAGCAACAAACCUGUUUGAACCAAGUGCCUUCUCCUGAUUCCCUCUUGGGAUUCCCACAGUGUGAAAUAUAUAAAUACAAAUAUAGUAUUGGCACAUCUCUUUAACUGUAGCACAGAAUGUAACUGGUUUGCUCUUUUGUUGGGUCGAACGUGCCGACAGCCACACCGUGUAGUUGCUGGAAGGGCGUUAUGUUUUACAGAAGAGACUGUCAAGCAGGCCCGGGUCAAAGCCCACUGUGAAAUCCACUCAAUCAGCUUUUUACAUGUGAUUAAACAUCCAGCAGCCAAAUGAAUUGAUCCACAUGGCGACUUCUCUCCUCCACCUCCCGCCUGCAGGACGAAGCAGAUGUUUUGGAACCAAGUGAGCGAAUUUCAAUCACUGCUUGACCCAGAAUUUCUGCUUAAUCGGUCUAUCCUGAUUCCGGCCAUGACCCGAUUACACCCUCCGUCAACCUAAGGCAGCUUUCAUGCUAGAACCAGAAUGAAUGCUCAUAGUGCCGUAGAGUCAGCAAAUUGCCAAGCGAACGUUGGGGGGAGUGUGAUAGGAGUGCGGUUCCACUUCUGUCCUCCGGUGUGAGGAUGGAUCCAGAACGAGCCGCAGCGAGAGAAACUUAUUUUUUUUUAUCAGCUGGUAGUGUGUUCACAGAAAGCAGUGUCAGUCAGAUGAAAAAGCACUUGGGAGUUCAGUAGAUUAUAUAUAAAUAUAUAUAUAAUCUCCUGGUAUAUGCACACAUAUACCAGGAGAGUCUUGUCAAAAGGCCUAGCACUAAUCAAAUGCCAUAAGAUGGUGCAUGACAAUCAAAAGAAUCCUGCUGAAACUUAUUUUUGCCAGAAGAAACGAGCCACUUAUGCUUUCUGUUAACGCGACAGACCAUUAUUUGACGUCCGAUUCAGAGAAAGAGGUGGACAGCUGGUGAUUGACAUGUCGUAUUGUUGGGGAUUUCUACUCGUUCAUACCCUUGAAGUCCAUGUAAGCACACACUCUGUAGCUUUUCUACUCAACUAGGUUAUUUAUUCUGUAUAUUUUGUAUAUACUUAUGUUCUGUUCUCUCUUUGGGUUUUGUGUGCCUUCAGUGCUGUACAGAAUAUAAACAGAAGCUGUAACUGAAACAGGAAAUAAAGAAUUGCAAUAUAAGUGAAA
This is a messenger RNA of Oryzias latipes (Japanese medaka), 4425 nucleotides long. It is a transcript of the gene slitrk6, whose product is annotated as SLIT and NTRK-like family, member 6. The record is from RefSeq and is a predicted model, not a curated record. Gene Ontology annotation, molecular function: protein binding. Lineage: Eukaryota; Metazoa; Chordata; Actinopteri; Beloniformes; Adrianichthyidae. Gene Ontology annotation, biological process: positive regulation of synapse assembly; axonogenesis.